Stylophora pistillata is the source of this 2988-nucleotide messenger RNA. RefSeq names its product dixin. Lineage: Eukaryota; Metazoa; Cnidaria; Anthozoa; Scleractinia; Pocilloporidae. Gene Ontology annotation, cellular component: cytosol. The record is from RefSeq and is a predicted model, not a curated record. Gene Ontology annotation, molecular function: protein binding. Gene Ontology annotation, biological process: canonical Wnt signaling pathway.
UUAUCUUUCGGAAUUACAGUAAUAGUUUCCUGUUGGUAAGGCCAGAGGCACACAAGCUAAAACAAGUUGAAUAUCGAGCGGUAAAUUAUAGAUGGAAUGUCAGAAUACGACAAUACUAUGAGGAAAGACAUAACGACAACAUGUAUAAUUUCCCAAACGAAGCUAGUCGACCGGUCCCUGUUGCUUCGCCGAGCAGUGCAAGAAGCAAAUUGAAGAAAGAAAGCGGUUACCAUGUAGAAAGUUGGUCUUCUUCGCCUUUGACUAGAGAGACGCUCAAGCGAAAUGCGGAAGAAGGCAAGAGAGAGGAGCAAUACGUUGCGUGGGUGAAUUCACAGCUUAAGAAAAGACCUGGCAGCCGUUUUGUUCGCGAGAUCCCACGGGACACGAGAGAUGGUGUAGCUUUGGUUCAGCUUGUGGAAGUGUUGGCUGGUGAAGCUCUGAAGUUUGAUGACUCUCCAACAAUGUAUGCAGCUAAGAAAGAGAAUGUGGACCAGGUCUUACAUUUUAUGGCCUCCCAAAGAAUUAAAAUGAGACAGAUCUCAUCAAAAGAAAUUGUGGAUGGGAAUGUAAAAGCAACAAUGCGACUUGUACUUGCUCUGGCAGCCCACUUCAAACCUGGAAGUGUGAAGCCGACUUCACAUCAGAGUGGUUCACCUUCACAAACCAAGCUCACUCGCAGUCCAUCUGCUGCAGCAGCUGCGGCUGAGGCUGCAGCCGCCAUUGGUGAAGCUAGCAGGAAGGCGGCAAGUGCUGGUCGUCAAAUACACAUGCCAUUCAGGCUCAGAAAAACUCCAAAGAACUUGCCUGUAAUACCAAAGAUGGAGCGGCCUCCUUUUGAUGCCAGUCCAGGGAGCAGCCCUUUACUUUCUGCUUCACCCCUUAAUACACCAUUAAACAGAACUCCUAUUCGCAAGAUCAGUAGGCCAUCAAGUGCAGAAUCUAGACCUGAUAAAGACAAUGGGUCAGAUGGCUCCAAUGUUAGCAGUGCUGCUACCACACCCAGACUACAACAUAGAGACCUGGCAGCACUUCAUUCCAUGUCUGAUUCUGAGUCCAUUUUAUCCAAGGAUGUGGCCAGAAAUAGCCAUUCCAGUACCUUUCCAAAUUUUGAGUUUCUGCAGGAAGUAACUGAAGGAUUGGAGAAUAUGGAAGAUGAAACAAACAGCGUAAAGGAAACACUGUUGCAUUUACAGAACUUGUUGCUGGAAGGCAGAAUGGAAGAGGAUGAGAUUCCUGAAGAGUACUGUGGCCUUGAAGGUUCAACAGUCCAAGAACAGCUGACGAUUGUGAGCAGUCGACUUGAUCAAAGAGAGGCUGAGUAUGAUGUCCUGAAAACAGAACUUAACAAGACAAAAGAAGAGUGUAUUAACUUACAAGGUAUUAAGUCAGGAUUGCAGUCAAGACUCAACCAACAGGAACAAACCAUAAUGCAGCUACAGUCAGAGUCAUUAAAGCAUGAAUUAGCACAGCAACAACAUGGGUCAGAAGUAGCACAGUUACAAUGGCAACUCGCUGAGCGGGACAAGGAGGUGUCUGCCCUCAGGAAUGAACUGGUAAGAAGAGAGAAAACUGUAGAUAAACAGAGGAUGGAACUUGAGGAUGCUAUGAGGCACAUAGAAGAACUUCAAUAUGCACAGGCAGGGACAAGAAGAAAAGCAGAUGAUCAUUUUAUAAUUGAAUUACAACAGAGGAUCAGAGACCUACAGGAGAAGCUUGAUUCUGUUGGUGUGCAUGAGACCACCUUGUCAGCCCGAAUUGCCACGCAGGAUGAAAAGAUGGCAUCACUAGAGAACAAGAUUUUGAAUCCUCGUGAGGCAGUUGCUUCUCAUGGACUGAAAAGAUCAGAAGAAUUGGAGGUGGUGCGCGAAGCUAUUGAAAGUCUACGAAGCUGUUUUAGACCACAUGACCCACACCACCACACCCUUGAUACAUUAGAACAGAGAGUAAUUGCUGUUCAUUCUUCAGACCAACAGUCACACCCUUUUAAUUCUGAUACUGAAAAUGCAAAUAUCAACUCCAAGGGGGUGAAUGGAUUUGAACAUAGUAAUGGAUACAAUGGCAAAUCACUAUUACAUCACAGGCAGUUAGAGAGUAUUGCGAGGGAAGCUUCAGGAAUCAGCACCAAAGUAUUAUAUUUCACAGAGAAAACUGUCACUCCAUUCCUUACAUCAAUACCGAGAAGACUUGGAGAAAUAACUUUGGGAGACUUCAAGGAAGCAAUUGACAGACCUGGAAUGUUUCGUUAUCACUUCAAAGCUUUAGAUCCUGAGUUUGGAACAGUUAAAGAAGAGGUGAUAGAUGAUGGAGACAUAGUACCAGGUUGGGAAGGAAAAAUUGUGGCUUGGGUAGAGGAUGAUACAGGACAAAAAGCUCUUUCUGGCUACCAAGACCAAAUGACGUGACAAAAUGAUGCAUUGAAGAAGACUAGAUUAACUGUUAUUAAUAAUAUUGUGUAUAUCAAUUUCAAAUAUGACUAGGACUUACAGAUGAGUUCCUGAAACAGUGUACUAUAAAAUGGAUCCUUUAACUGUAGCUUUGUUUUGCUCUCAGUGCUAUUUGCUUAUUAAGGAUUAGUUGCUACUUGAUAAAGUGAGCCCUGAAGAUGGAUCUUUAUCUGCAUGAGCUCUGCCAUAGAGGUUAAAACUGAACCCCUUCUCUUAUUUAAGAAGUCAUUAUUUGGCCUUUUUUCUGAUAGUCAUAUUUGGAGGCCUUUUUGGUGAACUGGUGAAUGUGGAGAUCCCAGAAGGAAGGAAACUGUGCCCACUUCUUGCAUCAGACAAUCUAAAUGUUUAUGGCUUGGAUUCUUGGAAUUGUUAUUAGUGGUUGUCCAUAAAGGCAGAUAUUUUGUCUAAACAAAAUACUAUGACUAUAAAAUAAUUAUUGAAUUGCCGAUAGUAUGGGUAAAAAGCUUAGUAUAGACCACUUUCAUAAAUGGCUACUGGAUUAAUAUUCUUUUGUUUAAAUUUAAGUUAGCCCUUCUGGCCUCGC